AUGGUCCAUCAACCAAGUACGUGGGAGCUCUCUCUUGAUCGUGCGAAGCAGCAAUUUCGUGACCAUCAACACGAAUGUCAGUAUGAUGGGAGAAUCAAGGGUUCCUGCAAGCUGCCAACUUUGAUGCAAACCAGCUCCAAAGUGAGAAGCACCACGAUUUUGGAUAAUAAGCAGGAUAUUAGCUAUAAUAGCGAGUUUCCUUUCGCUUCAUGGGUUGAAUCAGUUACUGAGGCGGUCGAUCUCCACGGAAACCAUACUUCAUGCAUUCCAACAAACGGAGGUAUGCAAGUAUUUGACUAUGCACAAAAGGCUGGCAGUUUUUCAUCCAAAGUGAGUGUAGCGUUCAAUGCCGAAGAUACAUCUACCGCAACAUCUGAUAGAGUUUUCAAUGAAAACUAUCGAGGUACCAUGAUCCAAUACCUCUGGAUGUACACUGAGAGGCCGGUUGGAUCCCACAUGUCCUCAUCUGAUGAGUCUUACACUCGAUCUGUUUCAACGGCUUCUGGUCCAAGUUUGUCAUCUUCGUUUGCAUCGACUACAUCGACUGACAUGACGACGCCAGUGCCUGACGAAAAUCAUUCCCAAAUACCCAGCUGGGAUAAAACUCUGCCACCCAUGCCACUUAUUGACACCUCAAAUGGUGUUCAUAGAUACGAAUCAAUAACCAAGAUACCCCAACACGACCUGGUGCUAGAUAAGUAUCCAGUACACGAAGAUGUGGAUAGAAAGGCAUACGAGUUCAUUCCGUCAGCAAUCCUCAAGGGUGAGAGCCGUCCAACCAAUCCCGAAAUGAUUCGUAAAGCUGCAGAAGUUGGUCUUCCUUCCAAUCCAAAUUACAAAGGCGAGCUCACCAACUUCAAUCUCCGCAAUGCGAGGUGUCUCGACCACGAGAAUUGUUCGGUGAGAAUCCAUAAAAUUGCUCCAGAAGCUAGUCAUUCCGAGAUCUUCGCUGUGAUUACCUAUGGCAAGGUUUUCUCCUUUAACUACACUCCUCCCAUCAAAGGACUUUUUACUCAUGCCGCUGCCGAUCUUGUCUUCCUCACUCGAGAAGCAGCACAAGACUUCAUUCAUGACGCGAAGUUCGGCCGUGGCCUUUAUAUUCGCGGAGAGAGACUCAUAGUCAUGUGGAAUAGGAUUAAAGUAAUGCCAGCGGAAGGUCGAUAUGAGAAAAUGUCAAGAGUAGUCAGAAUUAGAGGCCCAGCCACCAAAUUGUCGGCAAAAACUGUUGAAGCAUUCUUUCGGAGCAGAUUUGAGUUCGAUCUCGUCACGAGCAAAGAAUGGGUCCAGAGAGAUGGGUGGAAAAUUGUCGAAUUAGCGUUUUCGUCUAUCCGUAGUCAAAGUGAGUCGGCGGUAAAAAGUUUCAAGCUUUAUGUCGAACAGAAGAUGCCAAAUAUUGGAUACCAUAUCUGGUAUGCUCCUGAUCCAUGCUUCAAGCUUGAUCGCAUAGGAAAUUUUCGAUUAUCCGAAAAUUAA
Botrytis byssoidea is the source of this 1473-nucleotide messenger RNA. RefSeq lists its product as uncharacterized. Lineage: Eukaryota; Fungi; Ascomycota; Leotiomycetes; Helotiales; Sclerotiniaceae. The transcript is spliced from 2 exons. The coding region runs from base 1 to 1473 and encodes 490 amino acids. The record is from RefSeq and is a predicted model, not a curated record.